Pleurotus ostreatus (oyster mushroom) is the source of this 606-nucleotide messenger RNA. RefSeq lists its product as uncharacterized. The record is from RefSeq and is a predicted model, not a curated record. The transcript is spliced from 4 exons. NCBI's taxonomy places the organism in Eukaryota, Fungi, Basidiomycota, Agaricomycetes, Agaricales, Pleurotaceae. The coding region runs from base 1 to 606 and encodes 201 amino acids.
AUGAGAUCUCCCCUAGCACUCCUACUCUCCCUCGUCGCUGUUGUCAGUGCCCAAGACUCGAGCUUGAGCGCCGUAAAAAAGGUCUUUGACGACGCCAACAUCCCCUCUGACCUCUCGAUCAAGUUCAGUCCGAGGGCCCUGCUUGAAGUCAGCCUCCCGCAGCCCACAGGCGGCGCCAUAACACUCCAUGCCGGAAUUCAGCUUCCGCGGAAUGCCACCGCCGGGCCCCCAUCCUUCCGUAUCAUCGGUGCCCGCUCUCGCGGCCCCUUCGUCAUAGCAGCCGUCGACCCCGACGCACCUACCCCCCAAACUCCCACCGUCUCACAGAUCCGACACUUCCUCGGCGGUAGCUUUACGCGCCUCAGAGACACGCUAACCAACUCCACCCCCGCUGUCUCCGACUUCCGUCAGCCCACUCCGCCUGCUGGAUCCCCCGCUCAUCGCUACAUCUUCCUGUUGUUCAACCAACCUCCAGGAUUCGAGUCGCAGACGAUCGUCACGCCAACUACAUCUAUCAGCUUGUUCAACAUUAGCAGUUUCGCAGAGACCGUAGGUUUGGGGGAUCCCAUCGCGGGCACGUUCAUGCUAGUCGCACCAGACGCCUAA